AUGAAGCUCGCUGUAAUCAUCUCCGCUGUUGCCCUCGUCGCCAACGCUGACGAGUACGAUGCCUACGAUGCCCAGGAUGCCCACGAUGACGACCACGACGUCAGGCCUGUGAGCGCCGUAGAUUGUGACGUGGCUGCCCUCACGCCGCUCAUAUCGGAUCCGGCCACAAUCAAAUGUGCUAACGAGUCCGGUUAUGCGAUGACCGCUCUGACUGCGCCCACGCCAGAGCAAUCGGCCAAAAUGUGCGGCAAUCCUGCGUGCGCCUCUGUGCUACAGAAGGUCGAGGUGAUCGCCCCUCAUGAGUGCAAGCUGAUGAGCUUCCACCUGCACUACGACCUGCUUGACCCUCUGGACCGUGCUUGCGACGACGGCAAGCCGACCAUGGGCCACAAGGGCGCUGCUCCCCCCGUCACCGGCACUGUCACCGGCACUGUCACUACUAUAGAUCCAACGGCUUCCAUGAACUUUACGGGCGCCAUCCCCGGGAACUCUGCACCCCCUGCCGCCAUGACUCCUGCAAGUGGCGCGAAUGGCGCGACCUCUACUCAACAAGAAACCACCGGGUCCACGGGCCCAGAAGGAACGACACCCGUCGUCGCUCCUGGUCCCCAGUCUUCCGAGACCCCCAGCUCGGUUUCGAGCGACACGAUCAACACGACUUCCGGGUCGGUAUCCGGCCACAGCGGCGCCGACGAGAUUGACGGAGGAAGACGGGCGCCUAAUGGCUGGCGACACCACACGUCGAUGAAGUUCUCUGACGGACUCUGCUGUCCCAUUGGCGCCGGCAUAAUGCUCAAGCUCCUUGUGGCGGUCGUAGUCGUCGUCUCUGAACUAUUGUGCUGUGUAGAUGAUCGAGAUUCGUUGUCGCUCAACUCCAUCGAUCCCUACUUUGCAGCCGCUCUAGUGAAGGGUGGCAUGGACGACACUCUGUACGGACACCACGACGCAGACAUCAAGACGUUGGCACCAGGAGGUAAACAACGAACGAGCUCAAUCGAUGCGCAUUCGAGCACUUGUGUCCGAGGAGAUGCAGCUGGUGGUGAGACUGAGAUCCUCAUGCGUCGCACUGUGCAUCAGUGUCCGUGGAGAGACUGA
Messenger RNA from Peronospora matthiolae, 1095 nucleotides. The record is from the annotation of a GenBank genome assembly. NCBI's taxonomy places the organism in Eukaryota, Oomycota, Peronosporomycetes, Peronosporales, Peronosporaceae.